UCCGCAGUUCACAUGGUAAGCAUCGCAGGCACAUUGAUUGAUCGCUUUCUGCCUAUGUUGACUGGCCACAAACGUUGAUAUAUAUACUCUGAUUGAUUGCUUACUGUUUAUGUUGACUGACCACAAUGCUGGAUCUCUACUAUACAUAUAUCUGGAGAACUAGGUUGUAGCCUAGUGGCAAGGGAGCGCAGUGGCGUCUUCAGCAACCAGGGUUCGAUCCACGUCGGGGACGAAUUUCUGGUUUCUCAUUAGGGAUGCUUCUUCUAUAUCAAUAAACCAUGGGUGCUAGUGCCCAUGGAGUUUCAUUUUUUUUUUUUUUUUUACUAUACAUAUAUCUGCAGGGUCUUCUAUCUACUGGCAAAAAGACACAAGUCAUGCUUGACGCGAUCGGUGACAUCGACCCAACGGUGCCCGUGUAUCAUUGGAGAAUCAAUAGGUGUCAUGCUAUUACUGCGGGAGGUCAUGGGAGACGAUCUUUACAAGGAUGUGAUCGUCGCAGCGCCAAACGAAGACGAAGGCGAUUUUGGCUGGAUUGUCUCCCAUGGGAAUGAAGUUCUUCAGGGAGUUGCCGACUUUAUGGCUGAGAUUCAGUAUUCUAUUCUUUAUACUGAGACGUGGAGAGCCGUGGAGAGGGACCAUCCUAUAUAUGAUCACAUCCCAUACACUCUCCGCAAGCUCAUAGAGAUACUCGACGAGAUUUCGGCUAACAUCAACUUUGCUUGCUUUAAGAGGGCUGGCCCAUGGGUGAUUCAGAGGAUGGUGGAGAACCAUGCCUUGGCUUUGCUUCACCUUGAGGAUGUUCUUCUUGACUUUGAUGAGGUGCUUGCUACCGGUGAGCCGGUGGAUGAUGCCAAGACUUCCCGGAGCUCCAGAUGCACAACAACAUUCUCUUCGCCCGCGACUACACCACAAAGGAUUACAUGGCGGGAAUCGGUUUGACUGAUACUCAGAAGGUCCUUCUUUUCCUAAGCAUUUUGAAGAAGAUGAUUCGACCACUCCACGGCGAGUGGAUGUAGAUUUGGUAGUUAGGAAUCAAAUGGAUAAAUAUAUAGUUUGGGAUCCGAGACAUAAUAUGUGAGCACUUAAUCCUAAGCGAGUAGAGAUAUCUCCCUA
Molecule: messenger RNA, 1113 nt
Organism: Hordeum vulgare subsp. vulgare (domesticated barley)
Lineage: Eukaryota; Viridiplantae; Streptophyta; Magnoliopsida; Poales; Poaceae
Exons: 5
Coding region: 295-939 (214 amino acids)
Source: RefSeq, a predicted model, not a curated record